This is a messenger RNA of Pygocentrus nattereri (red-bellied piranha), 1471 nucleotides long. RefSeq lists its product as uncharacterized. Bases 179 to 868 code for a protein of 229 amino acids. The transcript is spliced from 3 exons. Gene Ontology annotation, molecular function: tumor necrosis factor receptor binding. Gene Ontology annotation, biological process: positive regulation of cytotoxic T cell differentiation; positive regulation of activated T cell proliferation; immune response. Lineage: Eukaryota; Metazoa; Chordata; Actinopteri; Characiformes; Serrasalmidae. The record is from RefSeq and is a predicted model, not a curated record. Gene Ontology annotation, cellular component: plasma membrane.
CAGGGAAACCCGUUACUUCCUCUUUUUUUUCCAGUAGACGGCCGUAUAAAAACAUGCCCGCUGGCGCGGAGUCAACAGAGCCGGAGAGCCGGAGAGACAGGCGGAGGGACAGGCGGACAGACAGGCAGACAGGCAGACAGACAGGCAGACAGACAGGCGGAGCAGUGCACACAUCACCAUGUCAUCCACAGACCUGGAGAGCUUGGAGAACGGAGCCGCGCGCUCCCGCUGCAGGCGCAUGGACGCGUGCCUUGUCGGUUCCGUGCUCGCGCUGUUCGCGCUGACGGUGGCGGGGUUCGCGCUCGCGCUGCUCUUCGCGCUGGGGCUGAAGACCGAGGUGGACAACAUUAAGAAGAGGCACGUCUCCGACAGUCCAGCGCUCGGCUUCCAGCACGCGGACGCAGGCUCGAACUACAAGGCGCAGAACUUUGCCUACCUGCGAGCCACCAACAGCGAGGUGAAACCAGGAGUGAUGCUGUGGGAGUCCAUAUCCUACGGGAACGGGAAGACGGUGGGCUCGGCUUACACCUACAACUCCAAUCACGGAAUGCUGAGGGUGGAGCGCGAGGGAGGCUACUUCCUAUACACGCAGCUCAACCUGUCCUGCGUCCACCAAUGCAACAAUGCGUCGCUGACCCUCACGUUCCUGAGCGAGGACAAAAACGAGCAGCUCUCCUGCACCGUGAAGCUGUCGGCCACGCACUGGGACCCCGUGGUCCGCAAGUGCUGGAACGUGAUCCCGCAUCUGGAGAAGAAAACCCAACUCCUGGCUAGGAUAACCUCGGACACGGACCUGAACAGCUGGCAGCUGGACCUCAACAGCUCCGGCUUUGGGAUAUUCCUCGUGGACGGGGUAGAGAAGGAAUAAUGGUCAGCAGGCGCUCGUUGGUGCGCAGUCGGGUACUGUAAGAAAGCUCAGCCGGAGGUGGACUUUCUAUAGUUGGAAAGACAACCUUUGGGGGUCCGAGCCCUUUGCACUUUGAUCCACUCAGGAGAGACUCUCAGGAAGCACUAUUUUUAUACUCAUAUCACCUAUUUAUAUUGCAUUUGUACAUACCUGGUUUUCUGAUAUUUAUGGAGUAAUUUAUGUGUAAAGUUAAUAAUAUGUGUACCGUUUGCUGUGAGACAGUGGAAAAGGUGUUUACUGUUAGACAGUAGCUGAGAAGUAGACGUCACUACGGAUUAGCCAUGCCAGUGGCUGCGUCUGAGUUUAGGUUAGGUUAGCCUUCCAGGAAAGAUCGGCUAUCAAUGGACACAAGACUUGAAAGUGCCUUUGUAUUCACAUGGUGCCUUGGAAUGGGAAUGUUGAUGCAAUGAGCGGCGUUCCAGUUUGGUUGUGGUAAAGCCAGCAGGCCACCUCCCAGAGAGGUGCCGGAUUUACAGACGGGGGCAAGACCGCUGUUGUUAUACUGGACUUUACAGGUGAAUGUGGUGCAGUCAUGCAGUCAAUAAAACGACUUUUUUAAUCGUA